AUGGCCUCUGUCUCUGAGCUUGCCUGCAUACUCAUACCCUAGGAUGAAGAGAUCACUGUCACUGAGGGUAAGAUCAAGGCCCUCAUUCAAGCAGCUGGUGUAAAUGUCCCUUCCUGGUGUGGCUUGUUUGCAAAGACCCUGACUGACGUCAAUAACAGGAGCCUCAUCUGCAAUGUGGGAGCUGGUGGACCUGCCCCAGCAGCAGAUGCUGCACCAGCAGAAGGUCCUGCCCUCUCCACCAUUGCUACUGCAGCUGAGGAGAAGAAAAUGGAAGCAAAGAAAGAAGAAUCUGAGGAGUCUGACAGAGACUUGGGCUUUGGUCCUUUUGACGAAACCCCUUUUGUAAAGUGUUCAGUAAAAAACUGA
Molecule: messenger RNA, 366 nt
Organism: Choloepus didactylus (southern two-toed sloth)
Lineage: Eukaryota; Metazoa; Chordata; Mammalia; Pilosa; Megalonychidae
Product: 60S acidic ribosomal protein P1-like
Biological process (GO): cytoplasmic translation; translational elongation
Cellular component (GO): ribosome; cytosolic large ribosomal subunit
Molecular function (GO): ribonucleoprotein complex binding; protein kinase activator activity; structural constituent of ribosome
Source: RefSeq, a predicted model, not a curated record